AUGGAUUGGAAGACUUUAGAAUCCCUUCUCAGUGGAGUGAGUAAGUACUCCACUGGUUUUGGGCGCAUCUGGCUGACCUUGGUGUUCAUGUUCCGCGUCAUGGUCUUUGUUGUAGCUGCAGAGCGUGUGUGGGUUGAUGAUCAAAAGGAUUUUGAUUGUGACACAAAAAGACCUGGCUGCCCCAAUGCCUGUUACAACUACUACUUCCCCAUAGUGCACACACGACUCUGGGCCUUACAACUCAUCUUUGUUACCUGCCCAUCCUUUUUGGUCGCGAUGCAUGUGUGGUACCGUGAAGAUCGUGAGCGCAAGUACCGCCUAACGCAUGGUGAUGAGGCAAAACUCUAUGACAACCCUGGGCAGAAGCAUGGUGGUCUGUGGUGGACUUAUCUCAUCAGUCUUUUUGUCAAGACAGGAGUGGAGAUAGGAUUUCUCUACCUGCUACAUAGUCUCUACAACAACUUUGACAUGCCCCGCAGCGUGGUGUGUGAUGUUGAACCCUGCAGACAUGCGACCUGCUACAUAGCUAGACCGACUGAGAAAAGGGUCUUCACUUACUUCAUGGUGGGGGCUUCAGCUAUCUGCAUAAUACUGAACGUGUCUGAGAUCUUCUACCUGAUCGGCAUGCGUAUUUUGCAUUUUACUCAAAAGGGACGCAGUGUCACCUCACGCAAAAAGUGUAACCAACCAGGAUGUGAUGAGUGUAACUUACCAUUAAGCUCAAUAGACUACAAGACAGCGUGUCCUGAAAAGUCAGAAAAGCAAUUGUAA
This is a messenger RNA of Trichomycterus rosablanca, 771 nucleotides long. Its product is annotated as gap junction beta-3 protein-like. Gene Ontology annotation, biological process: cell-cell signaling. Gene Ontology annotation, cellular component: connexin complex. The record is from RefSeq and is a predicted model, not a curated record. Gene Ontology annotation, molecular function: gap junction channel activity. The transcript has a single exon. The coding region runs from base 1 to 771 and encodes 256 amino acids. Lineage: Eukaryota; Metazoa; Chordata; Actinopteri; Siluriformes; Trichomycteridae.